Messenger RNA from Lolium perenne, 2041 nucleotides. Its product is annotated as protein CANDIDATE G-PROTEIN COUPLED RECEPTOR 7. Gene Ontology annotation, biological process: transport. Gene Ontology annotation, cellular component: Golgi apparatus; membrane. The record is from RefSeq and is a predicted model, not a curated record. Lineage: Eukaryota; Viridiplantae; Streptophyta; Magnoliopsida; Poales; Poaceae.
GGCACAAGUAAAUGCAUGUGUGAGUAGGAGUCGUACAAAAAUCGGAUGAAAAAUAUCAUACCUAUAGCAUUGCUCGUCCAUUCAUGUCAUCUCUGUGGCCAUGCAUGCAUGGAGAAAAUAGCAGAAAAGGUGUUUUGGUUUUGUGGACUUUGACGACUCACCCGCGCUCUCAAUUUCUCUCCCGGCUCUCUCGUGGUCACCCCGAAAACACGCCACGCCAAUCGAACCGGCCGGAGCCUAUUCCUCGAAUGCGGUGAAACGGACCGGAACUUUCGUACGUAGCAUUGCUCGAUCGGUCCCUCGAUGGCCGCGUCGUCCGUCUUCCUCGCCGUCCUCCUCGUCGCCCUCCAACUCCUCCAUGUGGCCCACGGCGAGAUCAAGACGACGCCGAUCGCGUCGGACUCGCGGCCGGUGAUUCUGUUCGAGGAGUUCGGCUUCAAGCCCGGCGGCGUCGCGGAGGUGUCCGUGUCCGAUGUGUCAUGGAGCGUCCCCGAGGGCUCCCAGCUCCAGGCCGUGGACCCGGGGCUCAUGGGCUUCAUGCUCAUCUCCAACACCCUCUUCUUCAAGAUCACCAACGAGUCCGAGUACGCCGAGGAGACCGGCACAGCCUUCUGCCCGCUCACCAGCGAGUACGUGAUGCCGCUGUUCCGGCUAAAGGACGUCGGGCCCGACGGCAAAGGCAAGGGCACCGUGACCAUACCCGCCGCCGACCAGUACACGGUGCUCUUCAGUAGCUGCCAGGACGGCGUGGAGGUCACCAUGGACGUGCGCACCGAGAUGUACAACCUCGUAGGCGGCAACGGGAGGGACUACCUGCCCGUCGGCCUGCUCCCGCUGCCGGGGAUCUUCGCCGUGGCGUCCGCCGUCUACUUCGCGUUCCUGGCGGCGUGGUUGUUCGUCUGCGUCAGGCAGCGCGCCACGGCGGAGCGGAUCCACGCCGUGAUGGGCGCGCUUCUGCUGUUCAAGGCUCUCAAGCUGGCGUGCGCCGCCGAGGACUCGUGGUAUGUGGAGCGCACCGGCACGGCGCACGGCUGGGACGUCGCCUUUUACGUCUUCGGCUUCUUCAAGGGCAUCCUCCUCUUCACCGUCAUCGUGCUCAUCGGCACCGGCUGGUCCUUCCUAAAGCCAUACCUCCAGGAUCGUGAGAGGAACGUGCUGAUGAUCAUCAUACCGCUGCAAGUGAUCGAGAACAUCGCGUCGGCGAUGAUCGGGGAGACGGGGCCGGCAGGGCGGGACUGGCUGGCGUGGAACCAGAUCUUCCUGCUGGUGGACGUCGUCUGCUGCUGCGCCGUUUUCUUCCCCAUCAUCUGGUCUAUCCGCAACCUGCGGGAGGCGUCCAAGACGGACGGCAAGGCGGCAAGGAACCUCAAGAAGCUCACCCUCUUCAAGCAGUUCUACCUCGUCGUCGUCGGCUACCUCUACUUCACCCGGAUCGCCGUUUCGGCCUUCGCCGCCGUCCUCAGCUACAGGUACCAGUGGGUCGUCAACGUCUCCGUCGAGAUGGCCAGCCUGGCCUUCUACGUGUUUGUCUUCUAUAACUUUCAGCCGGUGGAACGGAACCCGUAUCUAUACGUUGCCGACGAGGAAGAGGAGGCUGCCGGCGGGCAGCUUGAGUUGGAGGGCACAUUUGAGAUCUGAGACACCCCGGAUGUCUCUCCAAGUUCUGUACAUCCUACUUAUAACUGCCCUAUUGUCGCGGUAUUGUUUCCCGGUAAAGAGAUUUGUAGGUGAUGGAGGCUUGUGAUCACCAACCGAUAGGCUAAUAACCUCAAGGCACCCACGAUGUAUCCAUUGUUCAGUCCCCGGAACGGAAUCGGCCGGGUAACUACCCUAUGUCAUGUGUAGACUAUAUAGACCGUGUGAGGUGCUCAAAUAAUAUAGUGGGACUCCAGCUAAGGUACUAGAUGAAACGUAUGGUGGACGUCGGCUAGGUGUCUAGCGGCCGGUGUAUCGUCAUGUUCCGGCUAGGACAAACCUCUAUAUGGAAUGAAAUUGAUGGGGAUGCUCUAAGAACCUAAAGUAUGAACUACUACUUCUUCAA